AUGAAGGGAGCUCUCGUGGUGAGCUGCGUGGUGUUGUUCCUGGCGGUCUGCGCCGCUCGGAACCUGCGAGAGAAGCGCGACGCCGACCUCGAGACCGCCGCCUCGCACCACGAGAAGGGCGGCGGCAAGGAACACCAUCACCACCACCACCACGAACACGGCGGCAAGGGACACAAGGGUUACCACGGCCACCAUCACCACGAGCACGGCAAAAAGGGACACCACCACCACGAGGGACACAAGGGCCACCAUGGCGAACACGGCGGACACAAGAAACACCACCACCACGACGAGGGGCAUCAUCAUCACCACCACCACGGCGAGAAGGGUGAGAAGGGCCACGGCUUUGAAGAAAAAGGUCAUUACCACAAGGGGCAUUCGACGAAAGGCCACCACGGUGUGCAUAAGGUAGACGAAUUCAAGAAAGACAAACACUUCCAUGACAAAUGGGGAGAGAAGGGAUACGAAGAAGGUCACGGUGGACACCAUCACGAGCAUGGUCACAAGAAGGGUGGUCACUUCCAUCACGGGCACAAGAAGGGCGGCCACCACGAGCACCACCACGGGCACAAGGGCCACCACGAGAAGGGCGGCCACCACCACGAACAUAAAGGACACCAUGACGAGGGCGGCCAUCACGAGCAUCAUCAUCAUCAUCACGACCACGGGAAGAAGGGCGGCCAUGAGGACCACAAGCACUGGGGAUACAAGAAAGGCCACUAA
This is a messenger RNA of Amyelois transitella, 723 nucleotides long. Its product is annotated as histidine-rich glycoprotein. The coding region runs from base 1 to 723 and encodes 240 amino acids. Lineage: Eukaryota; Metazoa; Arthropoda; Insecta; Lepidoptera; Pyralidae. The record is from RefSeq and is a predicted model, not a curated record. The transcript has a single exon.